AUGUUCAAGAGCGGUUUGGUGAAUGUUAGCCGAAGAAGGUUACUUGGCAAAAUUACUGAGAGAAUACGAUGGAGAAGUGGGAAUUUCAUAGUUGAAUCGCAAGUCAUUUCACGCACCUCUUCUUCACUGUCUUACCUUAAUUGGAUUUUCCAUCCCGUCAAAAAACUCCUCAAUCGCAGCCAGAACAAUCUAAUAGAUCAGAAAUCUAGGGCGUUGAAUGACAUCGAGAUUCGAAACUUAGGUAACCUCAUUGAGCAACGUAAGUACGCAGAAAUCAUUAAAUUAAAAGAUAAAAUGAGUCCACAAGCAUUAACGUAUGUUGUUGAACGACUAAUUGCUUUAUUUUCCCAAGACAUUAUUACAGAUGGUACUCUUCCAUACGAGUUUUACAAAACUUCCAACAUUAAACCUCCUCAAUGGGAUUUGAAAACCCGGGUUUUCCCUAUUUUGGAACAACUUGUUCAAGAAACAUCAGCAGCCUCGGAUGAAUUGAAUACUCUAAAGGUUUACAUCUAUUACCACACGAAUCAAUUGGACAAAAUCACAGAUGCAUUCACUUCAAUAGCCUAUCCCGAUGAGACAACCAUUACCUACUUUCUCAAAUCAUUCAUCGUCAACUACGAAAUGGAGACUUUCAAAGUUCACUUUUCCAAACAAGUCAUAAAUAGCUCCACUAAACUAUCUCCCCAACUAUUUGAAUUACUUGUUGACCAAUUGAUCCCAAGAUACUUUUUGUUUGAAAACCUUUUCUAUUGUUACCAAGUAUGGGUAAACUCCCCCAAGUGCGAGGAUCCAACACCUAAACUGAUAAGUCUAAUCCUUGGUCAGUUUUACAAGUACGGAACAACACCGGAAAUUAAAGAGUUUAAACGCAUGAUUGAUAAAAAGUAUGGAUCUCACUAUUUGGUUCAGAGUGUCGUUUUGCAAAACGAAAUCAUUAAUAGAGAAUACUUGUCAUUUAAAAAGACAAUAAGCGAUGAAGAUUUUGAGUUAAUUGAAUCACUUGCUCCUGAGGUCGAGGUUGAAGAAUUCUGUUACUCGUGGCUAUAUUUUAUGAUUAGAUUUUCCAACAUGGAAGGAGCGAACCGUAUUAUAAAGUUCUACAGAGAAAAGAUAGGACAAGAUAUUCCACCACGGUUUUUUGAGUUAUUGAUGGAGUUUUAUGAAAGGCAUGACCAAUUCGACUCGUUGAUUAAACUUGUAGAGAGAGUUAAGCUGACGAUGCCGUAUCGAGAAGAGUAUUUAAUGUCAAUCGUUAAAACUUUCAUAUAUUCGUAUUCACGGUUUUCGACGAUGUUGGUAGAUGCUAUCAAUCAGUGGUUGGAAAAACCGCAUUACUUUCAAUUACACAAACUUGCGUCGCAGUUUUAUCCAUAUCAUUUAGUAGAACCAUUCAACCAAAGGAAGUACAAAGGAUGGUCAGAGCUUAAGUUCAAAGGCAAUGAAAGGCAAAAUAAACAGCAGGUACGUUUUAGAAUAGAAUACGGGUUUCCUGAUUUGCUUGGACGCGGUUUGGCCCCUGACUUCAAGGAGGUUCUAAAUACAUUUCGAAUGGGUGAUUUGGAUGAUCGAUUGUAUUUGAAAGGUGUUCUUACAAAGACUAGACAAUAUAACUUGAAGAAUCAAAAAACACUUGAAUUAAGAUCAUUAAAGCAUUUCUCAUUAACCAGAGAAGAUUUAUCAAGAUACUUUCGUUCAAACAAGGAUUGUUUGAAUGAUAGCCAAAAAUUCUACUUUGUGAGAAUGUUAUUGAACUUUGGUUUGCUAAAAGAAGCGGACUACCUUUUGGCUUCAAUAGAUUCAUUCAGCUUGAAUGAUAAGAAUAAAAUGAUUAAACAUAUUUUUCAAAUGAGGUUGUAUUCCAAACGAAACCAAUUUCGAGAAAUGACAACACUUUUAGAUGAGUUUCCAUUGUCUCAGAUUUAUGCAAGUCCAUACUUGUUGAUGCAGUGCAUCUAUCUCGAAAACCUGUUGGCAAAUCUUAGCAGAGGACGGUCUUCCUUAUCUAUAGAACAGGUGGAGAGCUUGAGUAUUUGCUUACGGAGAUUAAGAAGCUUCAUAGGUGAUACCAAAAUGAUUCUUAAAAGAGACGAAGAGAACGUGCCUGUUUUAAUCGAAAGAACUAUUCAAAUCUUGGACGAUUGGAAGGCUACUAAACUGAAGAAAUUAGAUAGAUCUUGUAAAUAA
Molecule: messenger RNA, 2187 nt
Organism: Lodderomyces orthopsilosis Co 90-125
Lineage: Eukaryota; Fungi; Ascomycota; Pichiomycetes; Serinales; Debaryomycetaceae
Exons: 1
Coding region: 1-2187 (728 amino acids)
Source: RefSeq, a predicted model, not a curated record